Boleophthalmus pectinirostris (great blue-spotted mudskipper) is the source of this 4219-nucleotide messenger RNA. RefSeq names its product E3 ubiquitin-protein ligase TRIM21-like. Gene Ontology annotation, molecular function: protein binding; ubiquitin-protein transferase activity; zinc ion binding. Gene Ontology annotation, biological process: protein ubiquitination. The record is from RefSeq and is a predicted model, not a curated record. NCBI's taxonomy places the organism in Eukaryota, Metazoa, Chordata, Actinopteri, Gobiiformes, Gobiidae.
AAUUAUGACCAAAUAAUUUCUCUACAUAUAUGAUCACAUAUGUGUAUAAUACAUUUUGUAUUCACUGUGUGUAAAUUUUUCCAAAAUGGUAAUAUCAUAAUAUGGCAGGUUAAACUGUUUUUCUGAAAAUACCAGGGGCGUAAUCAGGCAGAGGACAGUAAAAGUGUUUGUGGAACUAGGAAAAGGGCACAGAUUAUGCUUGUGUAACUUGUACGAUGAUGUACAGGGCAGGGGAAAUUUUAUUUAUUUUUAUUCAGAAACAAGAGUUGCUCAAUAGUUUUUGGUUUUAAACGAUUUAAUUUAUUUUUUUUUGACACAAGCUCUCCGACCUUGGAGAUAUAAACUCUAUCCAAACUCUCAACUGACCGCAGCUCUCCUACAAACAGUCACAUUUUGAAUGGAGCCUGAAAGGUCUAUAUAGCUGCAAUAGCUCACGGCAAAAUCUGAACCACUUCUCGAAGCAAUCCCAUGGUACAACCGGGCAGCGAGGCUUUGGACGUCAUUAUUUUUGGCUCCUCCUCCAAAUGAAGCAAGCCUUGUUACGAGCUUCAUGGAAACACCCCCUUCAUUACUCGACACACACUUUGAAGCCUUGGCACAUCUCGUAACAUCACUACCCCAACCCAAUGGAGCCAGCUGAUGGUUGUAAUGCAACAAUAUACAAUCUAAAGCAGACAACGUGCUCUCGAUCAAUUCUGGCCUUUCUCAUUCGCCCAACCAGAGGAACUGAUCACUACGCUGACCAGGCGACCCACACAUCUACCAUGAUGGCCACUGUGAGCUGUACUCUCUCUGAGGAGCAGUUCCUGUGCUCCAUCUGUCUGGAGGUCUUCACUGAUCCAGUCACCACACCGUGUGGACACAGCUUCUGCAAAGUCUGCAUCAACAAACACUGGGACAGCAGUCACCGAUACAAAUGUCCAAUCUGUCAACAGGACUUCAACUCAAGACCUCAGAUGAAAGUCAACACUUUUAUUGCAGAGAUGGUUUCUCAGUUCAGAAAUAAGCCUGAAGAUAAAGAAAUUGUGAGCUCCCAACCCUGGUCCACUGCUCCUGGAGAAGUGGGCUGUGACGUGUGUCCAGAGCCCAGGCUCAAAGCCCUGAAGUCCUGCCUGGUGUGUCUGGCCUCGUACUGUCAGAUCCACCUGCAGCCCCACCUCACAAACCCCCGUCUGAAGAGGCACCAGCUGAUCCAACCUCUGCCCAACCUGGAGGAGCGCAUCUGCCCUGAGCACGACCGACCUCUGGAGCUCUUCUGUAGGGAAAACUCACACUUCAUAUGUCUGCUUUGCAUGUCUGAAGACCACAAAGACCAUCAGACAGUCCCCCUGAAGGAGGAGGGUGAGGAGCACCAGGCCACGCUGAAGAAUCAGAUUAAAGAAAGACGUCAGAAAAUCGAGGAGAUCCGGCGCUCAGUGGAGUUCAGUCAGAGAAAAGCAGACACAGAAAUACAAGAAGGUCUCAGAGUCUACAACGCUUUGAUGGAGUGUGUUCAACAAAGUCUGGACAAGUUCAAACAGGACAUUGUAGAGAAGCACAAGAAGAACGAGGAGGAGGCAGCUCAGCUGAUAGAGCAGAUCCAGACAGAGAUCUCUGCACUGGAGAAGAGAGGAGCUGAGAUGGAGCAGCUCUGGAGCUCUGGAGACCACCUGCACUUUGUACAAACCUUCACUUCAGUCAAACCUGCUCCACAGCUCAAUGACUGGACCGAGGAGACUGUGAGGGUCCCAUCGUACAAGGGGAGAGCGGGCCAGGCUGUGUCUGAGCUGAAGAAGACACUUAAUACAGAGAUGGAGAAGUUCUUUAAGGCUGAAUUAGAAAAAGCACAAGAGUUUGCAGUGGAGGUGUCUCUAGACCCAGACACAGCACAGCCAAAAUUAGUUUUGUCUAAAGAUCUCAAACAGGUUCAUUUCAGAGACCAGAGACAGACUCUUCCAGAUAAUCCUGAGAGAUUUUCUUGUUGGUUUUGUGUUUUAGGAAAACAAACGUUUUCGUCAGGAAAGUUUUAUUUUAAGGUCCAUGUCAAAAGAAAGACUGCCUGGAAAUUAGGAGUGGCCAAAGAGUCAGUGGACAGAAAAGACACAAACCCUCAAACUGUACAGAAAGGAUACUGGUUACUCAGGAUGUAUAGUGAUCAGUAUGAAACAUCAGAGGACCCUGUAUUUUUCCCUGUGAGUUCCUCUCCAGAGAAGGUGGGAGUGUUUGUGGAUUAUGAUGAAGGUCUGGUCUCCUUCUAUGAUGUGGAUGAAGAAUCUCUUAUUUACUCUUUCACUGAAUGUGGUUUCACGGAGAACAUUCUGCCACUGUUCAAUCCAUGUGACAAUGAUGAUGGUAAAAACUCUGCUCCUCUGGUCCUUUCCCCCAUUAACAGUUCUGCAGAAUAAAGAUUAUUUAUUAUCAAGAAAGUUUGAGUUUAUAUUUAGUAUAGUUGAUGUUUCUGCACAAACUGGAUUCAAUGUGCCCAAAGACAGAGGUCAGCUGACUUCCUGAAUAUAUUAAAGGACCAGGUUACUCCAUCAUUUCUUCACUGGUUCCGGAAUAACCCCCUCUCACCACUGUAAGCCCGUGUAUCACAUCAUCAACAUCAACAUUUAUAGUUUUCUCUGUGUUCGUUUUCCUCCCGUUACGCAGCAGGCAAUUGUCUAUCCCACACGCUCCUCAUCCAACAGCAGACCCACUGCUUUCUCUCACUCGCACCUGUUUGUCCCAGCAGUCCGCUCCCACGCCUCUCACCUGAGGUAUGAGUGUCCACAGCUGCUCUCGCUGACCGCUCACAUUCUUGUCUCACGGGUGUCUACUGCAUUUGGUCCCACACAGGUGGAUGUCUGGAGAUUAUGGAAUACAUUUAUGGUCAGAUAAAUGUUUCUGAUGUUAGUGCUUUGUGCACAGACAUGGAUUAAACCAUUAACAUAUGGUUAGGGUGACUGCAUUUGCCUCGCACAAGUGACUGAUCUGCGCCAUGAACACAGAGCAGGAUGUGCAGGUCUGUACAGAGCAGUACUUUUAUUUGUUUCUUGAACCGCUGUACAAAACUCCACUGACCGCUGUUGCCAAGAGAGCACCACGUACGAGGACCAGCAUUAGGACCACAGACAGGGUUAGAAAACACACUUCAGGACAUCAGUGUAAACAGCCUCAUGUGGGCAAGCAGCUUUUUUACAGAUCCAGUUCAAACCAAACUAUAGAGCAGUGCUGAGCUGACACAGGGAGCGGACAAGGGGCUGUGCUCUACUGCGGGAGGGCAUCUGGGCAGUGCACAAACGUGUUAUGAAUGUUAAGCAUUUAUCAUUCUAAUAUAUUCCAAAAUAAAAGAAGCUUUGAGCAUGUAACACGUUGAUUUUCAAUGGACUAGAUAUUUAAUUUUACGAUUCUGGCACUUCACUGAACGUGCCACACCACGCCCUCAGUCUGCUCCACUCCACCCCACCUGAUAUUCAGACACUGCACACCUCAUGUUUAGAACUCCACGCCCCACAGUUGCGCUAGUGCUAAGAUCAGGGGCAAGAUCGGGCCCCUGUAGUGUCAUCUGCAGGUACUUUAAAGGGCCCAUAUUGUGCUAUUUUCUGAUCUCUGUUAUAAUGCUGUUACCUCUUCAAAAACCUUUCAAAAGUUGUUUUGUUUCAUUCACACAUAUUUAGGCUGAGUUCUUGUCUCCAAAAGAAAAGUGUUACUCAAAUGUGUGGAUGACACAAUACACAACUCCAGGUAAGUUUUUGAGGAGAUUUUUGACAGCCUUAACCCCCAAAUCUACUGACAGAAAAAUCUGAUCCUGUAGUGUGUUAAGGCAGUCGGCUUACUUCAUUCUCUGGGCACAGAACGUUCAAGUUACCAAAUUAAUUCUCUGUCAAAGUUUUGUCAUUUAGUCUGUGAAAUUGCUGAUUUUCUCUCUCAAAUAGUGUACCUUUUGUAAAAAAAAAAAAAAAAAACAGAACUAUGAUGGUUUAUGUUAACUCUUUAAUUUUUACAUUUUUAUUUAUGUCAGUUCAUGCUGCGUUCAGACCAAAAAGGAGUAGGGCGUCUAUGAACUAUACUCUUGUGUACAAAGAAGAGGAUUUUUAUCGUGGACUUCCUUUGUCUCUCUUUUUAAGUUGUAAUUACAUGAUAAAUACAGGAAAAGGAAGCUAAGAAUAUCAUGUAAACACUUAAUUUAUGAUUUUCUCACUGAUUUAUUUGUGUCACAAUCUGUUAUGGUGCAGAGAUAAUAAAUGAUAUGGAGUAA